Messenger RNA from Gloeophyllum trabeum ATCC 11539, 1698 nucleotides. RefSeq names its product carboxyl transferase. The transcript has 13 exons. Gene Ontology annotation, biological process: L-leucine catabolic process. NCBI's taxonomy places the organism in Eukaryota, Fungi, Basidiomycota, Agaricomycetes, Gloeophyllales, Gloeophyllaceae. Gene Ontology annotation, cellular component: methylcrotonoyl-CoA carboxylase complex; mitochondrion. Bases 1 to 1698 code for a protein of 565 amino acids. Gene Ontology annotation, molecular function: methylcrotonoyl-CoA carboxylase activity. The record is from RefSeq and is a predicted model, not a curated record.
AUGUUUCACCAACUUCAAGCCGCAUCCAGGCCAGCUUUGCGAACCAAUAUUUUACGGAUUGCGUCUCGUCGAUACUAUCAUGCGGAUGUCUUACCGUCACUCAUCUCGCGUUCUUCCCCGGAGUUCAUAGCUAGGUCCCAGGCCAUGGACGAAUUGGUGAAGGAUCUUGAGACAAAGAUGGCAGAAGCUCGUCUCGGAGGGGGUGCAAAGGCUGCGGAAAGAAUGAGGAGCAAAGGGAAGAAACUUCCGCGUGAACGCCUGGGUUUACUCCUCGAUCCCCACAGCCCUUUUCUUGAGCUGUCGCCUCUGGCGGCUCAUGAAGUGUACCCAGAAUCUGUGCCAGGCGCGGGUAUUAUCACAGGCAUUGGUCGGAUAUCUGGCAAGGAAUGUGUCAUCGUAGUUAACGACGCGACUGUGAAGGGCGGCUCCUAUUAUCCGCUGACGGUCAAGAAGCAUAUCCGGGCACAGGAAAUUGCGAGAGAUAAUGGUUUGCCCUGUGUAUACGUAGUGGAAUCUGGGGGCGCGGCUCUACCCCAUCAGGCUAAUGUGUUCCCGGAUAAAGAACAUUUCGGUCGCAUCUUCUACAACAUGGCACAAAUGUCCGCCUUAGGCAUACCACAGAUUGCCAUAGUACACGGUAUCUCCGUGGCUGGCGGGGCCUACGUGCCCGCCAUGGCCGACGAGAACAUCAUUGUCCGUAAUCAAGGCCACAUUUUCCUAGCAGGCCCUCCACUCGUCAAAGCCGCCACAGGCGAGGUUGUCGACGAAGAAACGCUCGGCGGCGGACUAAUGCACUCGUCAGAGAGCGGCGUGACCGACCACCUCGCUCGGGACGACGAGCAUGCUAUCGCCAUUGCCCGCGGCGUCGUAGGUGACCUCGGGAAGUCCGGAGGGGCGGAGAUUGCACAUCUGGCCCAGCCGGAUGCCCCACCCGAAGAUCCGAUAUAUUCUCCGUCUGAGCUGCAUGGUAUCGUCGGCACGGACGUGCGCCAGCCGUUCGACAUGCGCGACGUGAUUGCGCGGAUAGUGGACGGCAGCCGGUUCCGGGAGUUUAAGAAGGAAUACGGUACGACGAUGGUCACGGGAUUCGCCCAUAUACACGGGUACCAAGUCGGGAUCGUGGCGAACAACGGGAUUUUGUUCUCCCCGUCAGCACUCAAGGCGACGCACUUCAUUGAGCUGUGCUCUCAGCGCAAGGUCCCGCUGCUCUUCCUCGUAAACGUCACCGGAUACAUGGUGGGCUCGAAGGCCGAGAAGGGCGGUAUCGCGAAGGACGGGGCGAAGAUGGUCCGCGCGGUUGCGUGCGCGGAUGUGCCUAAGCUGACUGUCAUCGUUGGCGGGAGUUUUGGCGCAGGGAAUUACGGUAUGUGUGCUUACUCGCCUAGAUUCCUGUGGAUGUGGCCUAAUGCGAAGGUCUCUGUAAUGGGUUCUGGCCAGCUCUCGCAAGUGAUGACAACCGUGUCCAAGGACCCCGCGCAGCACAACUCGUUGAAAGCCGAGAUCGAGAAGCAAUCGACGGCGCUGUACGCGAGCGCGCGGCUGUGGGACGAUGGGAUCAUCCGUCCGACGGAUACGCGGGAUGUCGUGGGGCUUGGGCUGGCACUGGCUGCGCGCCAGAUUUGCGGCGCAACGAGAAAUGCCGUUACAACGACCACGUGGGAUGGGAAUGGGAGGGGCUUUGGGGUGUUCCGGAUGUAA